Molecule: messenger RNA, 461 nt
Organism: Pocillopora meandrina
Lineage: Eukaryota; Metazoa; Cnidaria; Anthozoa; Scleractinia; Pocilloporidae
Source: the annotation of a GenBank genome assembly
AUGAAUCUAGUGGAAUCGCUCGACCAAUUGUCAUCAGCUAGUGCUAAAAAAGCGAAAAAGGCAAAGAAACAACAUUUUAACGAUGGAAUGAUCGAUGCUGGUGACAGAGAAGCAAAGAAACCUUUCCACUCGUCAACUGGCCUUGCAGUGGCGGUGAUGUACAAUGUGCUCAUCUUCGCGUACGCGUGGUAUACGAAAAAUUAUUUGGUAAUGAUGCUAGUAAUUGCAAUAUGGAUGGUCUGAAAUCUGUGAAUACAAACUUCAAAUGAAGCAAGCAGAAUCUCUGGUGGAGAUUUUAAUGAAACAAACUACGGGUUAAUUAAAAAUAAUUUUAUAAGAUUCUUUAUCGAAAGUUUAACUUGAAAGCCUCGACAAGUAUGGCACCUGAUGUUUUCGUGAACAUGACGAUAAUGGCGAAUGCUACAGAGGAUUUUAUGAAAAUUAUGACUCUGCUGUGCUGA